GUUUCCCAGCAGUACGACUGUGACAAUGUGACAGUGUGACAAGCCCGACUUCUUAUCGAUAGCACCGAAAAGCACCCAAGUUAAGGCCACUUUCACCUGUAGAAAGCUUUCGUCGUCCUCAUUCGCAGCAGCCUCAAUUACAACACCCAUCCGCUAAAGCUGGCCUCAAAAUCUCCGAGGCCAGCACCUUGAAAGCCUCCCCACGAAUUCUCCACGUUUCUCUUGAAACGAAGGAAACAAUAACAAAAGAUAAAGAAAAAGAUAAAGCCAAAAAGAUGUUGUCAGGUCUCCAAAAUCCCCGGCAAGCAGCCGCUCAGCUGCUGAACUUUGGCUUGAUUCUAUCCACCGCAUUCAUGAUGUGGAAAGGCCUCUCCGUACUCACCGACUCGCCGUCGCCCAUCGUCGUCGUGCUCUCGGGGUCCAUGGAGCCGGGCUUCCAGCGGGGGGACCUGCUCUUCCUCUGGAACCGGAACCUGCGGUCCGAGACCGACGUCGGCGAGAUCGUCGUCUACAACGUCCGCGACAAGGAGAUCCCCAUCGUCCACCGCGUCGUCCGCAAGUUCGGCUCCGGCGCCCACGCCCGCCUGCUCACUAAAGGUGACAACAACGCCGCCGACGACACCGAGCUCUACGCCCGCGGCCAGGACUUGCUCGAGCGCAAGGACAUCAUCGGCAGCGUCUUCGCCUACAUCCCCUUCGUGGGCUACGUCACUAUUAUGCUGAGCGAGCACCCCUGGCUCAAGACUGUUAUGUUGGGCAUUAUGGGGUUAUUUGUGGUACUGCAGCGGGAAUAGUCGUACGUACAGCGAGGAAACUGAAGUGGGGGAUGUAUGAAAAACAACAGCGAAUAUUGAUCAUGAUUUUGGGUUUAUAUUAGAGGCUAUCCGCAAAUAAAAAAUAUUUUCAUAUUGGCCAGCUCACCAAUCCUUCCACCCUUCCAUAAUCAAAUAUGAGAUAUAAUUAUAACCUAUGUGAAGACCACGGUCUAUGGGUAUUUUCCAGCCAA
Messenger RNA from Daldinia caldariorum, 1006 nucleotides. RefSeq names its product microsomal signal peptidase 18 kDa subunit. Gene Ontology annotation, cellular component: signal peptidase complex; membrane. Lineage: Eukaryota; Fungi; Ascomycota; Sordariomycetes; Xylariales; Hypoxylaceae. Gene Ontology annotation, molecular function: serine-type endopeptidase activity. The transcript has 2 exons. The record is from RefSeq and is a predicted model, not a curated record. The coding region runs from base 276 to 794 and encodes 172 amino acids.